Molecule: messenger RNA, 1256 nt
Organism: Solanum stenotomum
Lineage: Eukaryota; Viridiplantae; Streptophyta; Magnoliopsida; Solanales; Solanaceae
Product: V-type proton ATPase subunit E-like
Exons: 6
Coding region: 125-850 (241 amino acids)
Biological process (GO): proton transmembrane transport
Cellular component (GO): proton-transporting two-sector ATPase complex, catalytic domain
Molecular function (GO): proton-transporting ATPase activity, rotational mechanism
Source: RefSeq, a predicted model, not a curated record
CAACUCUGUUCUCUUACCUGUCGUCUUCUUCUCUGAAAACCUCUGUAUCUCUGCUAGAAAACCCCGAAAUUGCCUUAAGGAUCACAUCGUUGACCCGAUUUCGACCCGGAUUCAAGCUCCGAAAAUGAAUGACGCCGAUGUCUCCAAGCAGAUCCAGCAAAUGGUUCGAUUCAUCCGCCAGGAAGCAGAAGAAAAAGCUAAUGAGAUUUCCGUUUCUGCUGAAGAAGAAUUCAACAUCGAGAAGUUGCAGCUAGUGGAAGCAGAGAAGAAGAAGAUCAGACAAGAGUACGAACGCAAAGAGAAACAAGUGGAUGUUCGCAAGAAGAUUGAGUACUCCAUGCAACUCAAUGCCUCUCGAAUCAAAGUUCUUCAAGCUCAGGAUGACUUGGUUAACACCAUGAAGGAGGCAGCAGCAAAGGAGCUCUUAAAUGUUAGCCAUCAUGAGCACGGCAUCAUAGAUUCUAUUCUUCAUCACCACCACGGCGGUUAUAAGAAGCUUCUGCAUGAUCUUAUUGUUCAGAGUUUGCUUAGGCUUAAAGAGCCUUGUGUCCUUCUGCGUUGUCGGAAACAUGACGUACACCUGGUUGAACAUGUACUGGAGGGAGUAAAGGAAGAAUACGCAGAGAAGGCAAACGUCCAUCAACCUGAGAUCAUAGUUGAUGAAAUCCACCUUCCUCCUGCUCCAUCACAUCAUAAUAUGCAUGGUCCAUCUUGCUCCGGAGGAGUGGUGUUGGCUUCUCGAGAUGGGAAAAUUGUGUGUGAAAACACUCUUGAUGCCAGAUUGGAAGUUGUGUUCCGUAAAAAACUACCAGAGAUCCGCAAGUGCCUAUUCGGUCAGGUUGCUGCUUGAGCAGUUGGAAGCUUUUCCUGUGUUUAUCCCUCUUCGUUCAUCGCUGUGUGGAUUCUGAAUUGGUGAAAGACUGAAUUCAAAUCAUCAUCCAUCGCUUUGCUUGUGUACUAUUAUUUUAUUUUCUCCAAAAAGACUUGUUUUGCAAUUCUGGAACUGUCUCGUUUUCUUGUGAUUAUUUCAUUUGGGGGCAUUGCAACAAAACUUGUGUUGAGUGAUAAUUCUGUACUCUAGCACUGGGCUUGGGCAAUUUUUUGCAGUAUAAUGUAUGUCAAUAAGCUUGAUUUAUCGGUUGAGACAAAGUUAUUGUGAGUAAUAUCCCUCUGUGUAAUGUGUAGUUAAAAAUCUAUGCUACUCAAGGAAUUGUUCCAACAAUUCUUUGAUAAUAAAGUUGUCGAGUUGGUUAAGC